Pundamilia nyererei is the source of this 1722-nucleotide messenger RNA. RefSeq names its product chromobox homolog 3a (HP1 gamma homolog, Drosophila) (gene cbx3a). The coding region runs from base 184 to 708 and encodes 174 amino acids. Lineage: Eukaryota; Metazoa; Chordata; Actinopteri; Cichliformes; Cichlidae. The record is from RefSeq and is a predicted model, not a curated record. Gene Ontology annotation, cellular component: nucleus. The transcript has 5 exons.
CGUUUUCUAACCGGGCUUCCGUAGAUGGUGCACAAGUAUGCGCACAAGAAUGCGCACAAGAAUGCGCGUGAGUAGCUUUUGGCGCCCGUGCUGUUGAGCCACACUUUUGUAGACAUAAAGAAUCAACUGACCGCGUGGAAAAGAAGUGCCGUUGGAGCGAUUCUCUUGUUUUAGGAUCACAAAAUGGGAAAGAAGCAGAAUACCAAGAGUAAGAAGGAUGCACAGGAUACACAGGAGGAACCUGAAGAAUUCGUUGUGGAAAAAGUGCUGGACCAGCGUGUUGUGAAUGGGAAAGUAGAAUUCUACCUCAAGUGGAAAGGAUUUACAGAUGCUGAUAAUACUUGGGAACCAGAGGAGAACCUGGAUUGCCCUGAGCUGAUUUCAGCAUUUUUGGAGGCUCAGAAGAACGUUAAGGAGAAACCUGCACCUGUUAAGAGGAAGGCCUCCACGGAAGAGCCAGAGACUGAACCUAAGAAGAAGGAUGUGGCUGAGAAACCACGUGGUUUUGCUAGGAACCUCGAACCCGAGCGAAUCAUUGGCGCAACAGACAGUAGCGGGGAGUUGAUGUUCUUGAUGAAAUGGAAAGACUCGGAUGAGGCAGAUUUGGUCCCAGCCCGUGAGGCCAACACCCGCUGUCCUCAGGUGGUCAUAUCCUUUUAUGAGGAGAGACUGACCUGGCAUUCCUGUCCAGAGGAUGAAGCCCAGUAGUUCUUCUCUGCAACCCAUGCAGUAGUCUACAUCAACAUUGUCAACCUUUUCCUCAGGACUGGAUUUCUCCUGACUUGCCUUCUAGGUCUAGCUAAAUUAGUCUUCUUUUUUUUUUUUUUUUUUGUUUCUUUUUUAUUUUGGAAGAAGUUUCAACACUUGCAUGGCAGUCGGUGAGUUCUGUUGUAAAUAUAAGCUUAGCCGAUUGUGAGAACAGGUGAUAGUGUUUUGAUUAAGAAGUAAAGAAAGAAGCCUUCUUGUAUUAUUGUGAAUGACUGAUCUCUUUAGCCCCUUUUCAGACACGAGAUGUACAACAAUGUUGGCUUCAGCAGUCUGCUCAGCAAUCUGUUAUUCCAACAUGGAUUGCGCUUGUGUUCCUAAUGGCUUCAUUUAAAUGUAUCCAAGAUGGUGAAGGAGAGCUCUGUAGUACGCACAAUUUAGCCAUACAUUCAGAAGGCUUGUUUGUGGGUGAGGUGCAACUACAGUUUUGAUUGGUUUUCUCACCCUUUUUCAAUAACAGCACAGGAUCUGACUGUGUGUCGUUCAGAGCUGUGCACUUCCUUCUGAAGUGUGAAUAGUAAAAAUGCUUCAUGGAGGAAUGAUACUGUAUUUAAAGUCAAUAGCUAAAGUUAAGACUAAAUGUGAUGCAUAGAUUUGAAAUUUAGGGCAUUAACUAGUGAGCUUUGCAACUCAGAGAUUCACAAGAUACAAGUACAGUUGUAAUCCAGUGCAUGCAUGUCAUUAAUAAUACUUGGUUUAGUUUAGGUGCUCAUUUAGACUUGAAGUCAACACAUUCAGAUGCAGCCAGAUUCAUGGAAGCGAGUGCACAGCUGAAAAAGGACUGUUGAUUAGGGCCACCUUCAUCUUUGUUUAAAUGUUUUAAAUUCCAAAACACUUUUCUCACUCUGCCACAUUCUUGCUCAUGUUUUCUACUGUAGUGAUGUUUUGUUCCAUAAAUACUUUUUGUAUACUGUCUUUAAAUAUUGUUUGUCGUUCUAAUAAAGGUUUUAUGCCAGA